Trypanosoma rangeli is the source of this 888-nucleotide messenger RNA. Its product is annotated as surface protease GP63. Bases 1 to 888 code for a protein of 295 amino acids. Lineage: Eukaryota; Euglenozoa; Kinetoplastea; Trypanosomatida; Trypanosomatidae. The record is from RefSeq and is a predicted model, not a curated record. The transcript has a single exon.
AUGUCCAUCAACGGCAGCAGCCUUCUCCCAGUGGUUGAAUGGGACGGCAAAGAGAAGGCGUGGAAGGGAACAGUCCCUGCGGAAGAGCCAGACCUUGCGCCGUCUGAGAGUGGUCCUGUUGAUAGGCCCAACAGCGGCAGCAGUGAGCAGUCUGGACGCCCACCGUCAACGCCUUCUGCUCCUGGCGGUGGUGACGCGGCCGGUGACGGUGGAACUGGCAACAACGGCCCGGAACGCGGUGCCCCGCCGAGGGAGAAGGAAUCCAUUUCUGUGGCUCCGCAGGGGGCAGGCAACGGGAGCGAACACCACGAGAGCAGCCACGGCAUCACCAGCGGUGGUGAUGCGAGUGGUGGAGGGGCCCAUGGUGAGGGCGGAGAGUUGCCGUCAGUUGUUGGCGGCGAGGUGAGCCCUCAAGAGGUGUCUGGGGGGCGGCGGGACCACGCGACAGGCAGCAGAGAUGCACCGCCACCAGCACCAGCGACAGGGGAGAGCACGGGGGAUCAAAACGCACCACAGACAGAGACAACUCCGCAGCACUCGGCAUCACGUGAGGAGCCUUCACCGCCACUGCCGGAGUCAGAGGGAACUCAAGAGGAGGGGGACGCCAACGCGGAGUUGCCCCACAGCGAAUCCGCUGUCGCACCGGGUGCCGCAGCGAAUACUUCAACUGGGAGUGAGGCGGAGACACCCGAACCAACUCUUUCUGCAGGUGGUGUUGGUGCUGUCGGUCCUCAGCCUGAAGGGCCCUCUGCGGAGGCCGGCAACGGCGCUGCCCAGCCCAGUGCCACUGAGACACCGGACGGGCACCACAGCGAAACUGCCACCAACACGCCGCCAGGCAGUGCGAAGGAAACAACGACACCGCCAGCUGCCGACGCCGUCCACUAA